Molecule: messenger RNA, 2379 nt
Organism: Gymnogyps californianus (California condor)
Lineage: Eukaryota; Metazoa; Chordata; Aves; Accipitriformes; Cathartidae
Gene: DNAI4
Product: dynein axonemal intermediate chain 4
Exons: 18
Coding region: 1-2379 (792 amino acids)
Biological process (GO): cilium movement
Cellular component (GO): axonemal dynein complex
Molecular function (GO): dynein light chain binding; dynein heavy chain binding
Source: RefSeq, a predicted model, not a curated record
AUGCAGGGCUCCGGCGGCGGCGGCGGCGGCGGCCGGCGGCCUCCCCCGGUAAGGCAAGGAUCAGGAGCAAGUUCUGGCAGCCAAAGACGAGUGAGCAUCGCAAGUGGCAUCUAUGCAAACAGAGCAGCAAGUUGCAGAAGCCAGUCCACGACUUCCGAUGGCAAAGCUGUGGACAGGGGGUCUCUCGCGGGCAGCAAGUAUGCCGUACGGGUUUUUGAUGAUGAAGGAAAGGAUGUGACACCCCAUCCACUCUUCCAUUCAGAUCCAAAUACUGUUGUACCCAGGCAGGGCAAGAUCUUAGCAUCAAGUGCUUACUUCGGGGCCACAGGAUCUGAGAGCAGCAGUACUUCUAUAUCAAACGCAUCAACAACUGAGUCCAUACUAGAUGAAAUAGUAGAACCUGGCUCUCGACGAGACACAACUGUUAGCUUAUCUGAUGUGCAGGUGAGGCAAGAGGAGAUAAAAGAAGAACUGACAAAAGAAGACUUAGAUAGGAGAGUGGAUAUUUACCUCACAGAGACGGAAACUAUCUGGAUAUUGGAUAUACCAUCUGUUGUGGUGUCUGUAGAAUCAGAAGAUGCUGGAAGAGUUCUGGAGCGGAAUAAGAUUUAUGUUGACAUUUGCAAAAAUAGACCUGGUAAUGAUCGCUUUGUAGAAAAAAUGAUGCAAACCAUUAAUGGAGCUGCAAAGAACAAGGAAGUACAAUGUGACAAAAUCAUCAUGGAAGACAAAGGGAUGACGGUCACUUCCUGGGACUUGUACGAUUCAUUUAAUGUAUCGGAAAUAGAACCUACGUCAAAAGCAGAAGGCAGCAGAGCCACAACUGGGAAAAGCAGCAAACCUCAUACAACUAAAGAGCACGAUCAGCCUAUGUCUGUCUCUUCCGACAGAGGCAGCACAACUUCUAUAAUGAUUUCAGAAGGUGCUGUUCUUGCCAGAAUCCAUGAAGAGGAGGAAUGCCAUUCAGAAGCUAUAUUAACAUCAGAAAACUUUCAGCAGGAUUUGUUUUUCAUGGAGAGGAUUCUAAUGGAGAAUAUUUUUCAACCCAAACUUGCAGCUUAUCGGCAGUUUCCUGUCCUUACAGAUCCCAAUGUUACAUCAGACACUAGUGGUACAGUAGCAGCCGUGAAAGAACCUAAACAGGAAGAGCAUGACAAGGAAAAGAAGGAUAAGGAAGAGCAGAAGGAAGCAUUCAUUGACCCAUCAAUUCUGUCAGAUCUAAAUAAAACCCCAGAAGAAAUUGUACCUCCCAGACUGGAACGGCUGUGGUCAUAUAGAUGUGAUUUAACUAAUGGUCACAGUGUGAGCAGUAUGGCUUGGAGCAAAGUAAACCCCGAUCUUUUAGCUGUUGGUUACGGAGCGUUUGAUUUUAAAGAACAGAAGAAAGGCUUGGCUUGCUGUUGGUCAUUGAAGAACCCCAUGUGGCCAGAGCGUAUUUUCCGGUGUGAGCAUGGUGUUACUGCUUUGGAUUUUUCUAUGGCAAGCCCGAAUCUUUUAGCAGUUGGAAUGUACAAUGGUUCUGUCGCAAUCUAUAACGUACGGAGUUGUAACGAUACCGCACUUUUGGACAGCAGUGAAUCCUCAAAUAAACAUACAGGUCCUGUAUGGCAACUGAGGUGGGUGGAACAGGACAGAGGUGCAACAGAAGAUGGCAAAAAAGAGAGAUUAAUCUGUAUCUCAGCAGAUGGUCGAAUAACCGAGUGGCUUAUACAGAAAAGACUAGAUUGCACUGAUCUGAUGAAAAUAAAGCGAACAGAAAGUAAGAAGAAAAAAUUACCAGGUGAGAAAGAAAGGAAAAGUGAAGCUCUGAUAUCUCAACAGGCAGCUGGAAUGUGCUUUGACUUCCAUCCAAAGGAUACUAAUUUUUAUCUUGCUGGAACAGAAGAGGGUCAUAUCCACCAGUGUUCUUGUUCACGCAAUGAGCAGUUUCUAGAGACAUACAGAGGCCAUAAGGGUCCUGUGUACAAAGUCGCUUGGAAUCCAUUCAGCACUGACAUGUUCCUAAGCUGCUCUGCAGACUGGAGCAUUAUUUUAUGGCACCAGGAUUCACAGACGCCCAUUUUAACUUUCAGUUCCACCACUGCUUUUGUUCAUGACAUUAUGUGGUCUCCAAAAUCAGCCUUCAUAUUUGCAGCAGUGAAUGAAAGCAGAGUAGAAAUCUGGGAUCUUAGUGUCAGCACCUUGAACCCUGUGAUCUCUUGCCUUGCCAACCCCAGAGUGAAAUUCACAUCUGUACUCUUUGCUAAGAACACCGACUGCCUGCUCGUAGGAGACAGUAAAGGAGAAGUCGGCGUGUUUGAGCUGCAGAACCUGGCUGCUCCCAACAGUGAUAAGGUUCAUACCUUACAUGACAUAAUUGGGCCUGCUGCAGCUAUUUAA